Molecule: messenger RNA, 642 nt
Organism: Pongo pygmaeus (Bornean orangutan)
Lineage: Eukaryota; Metazoa; Chordata; Mammalia; Primates; Hominidae
Product: adenylate kinase isoenzyme 6-like
Exons: 2
Cellular component (GO): cytoplasm; nucleus
Molecular function (GO): ATP hydrolysis activity; ATP binding; AMP kinase activity
Source: RefSeq, a predicted model, not a curated record
AUGACUGUGGAGGAGCAUGUACUGCCGGUUUCACAGCCUGAUCUCUUCUCUUGGGAUGCCGAACCCCCGUACUCACUAUUUCACAGCUUGCAGGAUGUCCUCUGCAAAGGACAUGUGAGCAAGGCACUCAGGAGCCAUCGCGGCAAGCCGUCAUUGCUUCUCAGCAUCCUGCUUACCAGUACCCCACGGGUUGGAAGAACCAUAGUAGGCAAAGAACUUGCAUCAAUAUCAGGACUGAAAUACAUUGAUGUGGGUGAUUUAUCUUGAUAGGAGCAACUGUAUGAUGGCUAUGAUGAAGAGUAUGAUUGUCACAUUUUAGAUGAAAACAGAGUAGUUGAUGAGUUAGAUAACCAAAUGAGAGAAGGUGGAGUUAUUGUUGAUUACCACUGUUUUGAUUUCUUCCCUAAAUGCUGGUUUCAUGUAGUUUUUGUGCUGAGGACGGAUACCAAUGUAUUGUAUGAAAGACUUGAAACAAGGGGUUAUAAUGAGAAGACUCUAACAGACAAUAUUCAGUGUGAGAUUAUUCAAGUCCUUUAUGAAGAAGCCACAACAUCCCACAAGGAAGAAAUCGUGCAUCAGUUGCCCAGCAAUAUACCAGAAGAGCCAGAAAAUUAUGUAGAUCAGAUUGGAUGGGUGCAGUAG